Messenger RNA from Anopheles darlingi, 691 nucleotides. RefSeq names its product RING-box protein 1A. Gene Ontology annotation, molecular function: ubiquitin protein ligase activity; zinc ion binding; cullin family protein binding. Bases 136 to 465 code for a protein of 109 amino acids. The transcript is spliced from 2 exons. Gene Ontology annotation, biological process: ubiquitin-dependent protein catabolic process; protein ubiquitination. NCBI's taxonomy places the organism in Eukaryota, Metazoa, Arthropoda, Insecta, Diptera, Culicidae. The record is from RefSeq and is a predicted model, not a curated record. Gene Ontology annotation, cellular component: nucleus; cullin-RING ubiquitin ligase complex.
GUCGACACUCGGGCGACAAAGGCGAAAAGGAUCGAACGCAGGUGACAGCUUCUUUCGUCGUCGCCUUGCCAAAAACCAAAACCUUCGCGGAAUCCUGAUUGUUAGAUCUGCAGAAAUCUCAAAUCACCAAUCGAUAUGGACAUUGACGAGGAAGAGUUCGAGGCCCCGACCUCCAGCAGCAGUCGCGGUGAACGGAAGCGCUUCGAGGUCAAGAAAUGGAACGCGGUAGCGCUCUGGGCCUGGGAUAUCGUCGUUGAUAACUGCGCUAUUUGCCGGAAUCACAUCAUGGAUCUAUGCAUCGAGUGCCAAGCGAAUCAGGCAUCGGCCACCAGCGAGGAGUGCACCGUCGCAUGGGGCGUCUGUAAUCAUGCGUUCCACUUCCACUGCAUUUCGCGCUGGCUGAAAACGCGUCAGGUAUGCCCUCUUGACAACAGAGAAUGGGAAUUCCAGAAAUACGGUCACUAGGCAGACCGGUGGUUCUUUGCAAUCUCUGAGAUGUGCUGCACCUUUAUCCUAAACCUUAGACAAACCCGGAAGCGCAGUUCUUCAGGAAGUGAUGGAAGGUUGUCUAAUUUGGGGAUAUCUAUUGCAAGUUGUAAGUUGCGUCCGGGUUUUGUUUUUGUGAAGCUUCGCCAACUACGAAUAAAUUAAAAUGUUUCGAUUUUAUCGACACCGGUACUCCGGAACAAGA